CCAUCGUCUGUGGGUAUUGUUCUAAAUAUACUCUUGGCAAUAUUUCAGUUUGAAUUAAGGCUUCGUUUUCGAAUUUACUAUUAACACGAGAGGGAGCACGAUCAUCAUGGGAAUUUCGGUGAAGCUUUUCUGUAUCUUCUGUCUGAUGUGCCUUUGCUCUUCUUUGGUUAAGGAAACACAAGCAAAUGUCUUCAUAUCAAAGGCCGCCCUUUACCUGAGCGAUGCAUGUACACUGUUCGCCGAGGAAGUCGCGGACGAGGGAGGAAAGUGCGAUCCCGACGUCUACGAGGAGGUCAUCGACGAAGUCGACGAGAUCGAGGUACCUGGAGCAAACCAUGACAUGAUCGAGAAAUACCUGAUCGAGGCCAACAAACCGGGCAAGAUGUGCUUUUCUCCUGAUGGAACUACAGUGAUUCGUCUACGUGAUGGAUGUGCUACGAUGGAUGCCGUGUGUAACGGGAAAGAGAACGUCAUGGACUGCGAUCAAAUGGCCACAGUGACCAAUGAGACACCUAACACGACAGCCAAGACAACUACUCGGUCCAGGAGAAUUGACUAAAGAUUUCUAGAGAAGUCUGAACCCGCCUUGGAAUAGAAUCCCACGACUCUCGCUCAAAACGCUGCACACUCUGAUUCGCGUCCCUUUGUUGUAAUUAGGCCUAAAUUAAUUUGAUUAAUUUGAUUUGAUUUCCUUUAUUUUCAUUUCAAAAAGCCUAUACGAUUUCAUUGAAUAUUAUUUGAUUAGACUUUAAGCGAAUUGAUUUCAAUUGAAUUAUGUUUUGUCGGAUUUUCUUGUUUUUUAAUGUCAUAAUGGAUUAUGAUUUGUUUGAGAUAAUAUGAUUUGUUUUAUUUUUGC
Messenger RNA from Lytechinus variegatus (green sea urchin), 856 nucleotides. RefSeq lists its product as uncharacterized. The coding region runs from base 107 to 559 and encodes 150 amino acids. NCBI's taxonomy places the organism in Eukaryota, Metazoa, Echinodermata, Echinoidea, Temnopleuroida, Toxopneustidae. The transcript is spliced from 4 exons. The record is from RefSeq and is a predicted model, not a curated record.